UCUCCCGCCAGUAACCGCCUCGCAUGCGGCGUAAAAACAACGCAAGUUUCGUGUUAUGUUCUUAUACGCUAUGUCGGCCGAAAUUGCUCUAGUGCAAGAAAUAGAGAAAUAUCCGUGUCUCUACAACAGUUAUUUGCCCGAAUACAACCGUAAGGAUCUCGCUGAAGAAGCAUGGGCACAAGUUGCACAUAAUAACAACCUGACAGUAAGCGACUGCAAAGAAAAAUGGCGAAACAUCCGAUGUUCAUUUCUAAGAAGUUUAAAGCCAACCACUAGAUAUAAAAAGCCUUACUAUUUAACCGCUUACCUACAAUUCAUAUUGCCGUUUAUGAAAUCGAUUAAUAAUUUAGAAUAUAUAGACGAACUUCAAUUAAAUGAUUCACUAAAAAAUAAUACGAGUGACGUAAUAGUAAAAAUGGAACCAGAAGAAAUUCUUGAAGCACAAUCUGAAGAUGAGAAUUUAAACAAAGAAAUACCAGUCAUAAUCGCCGAAUCUGUUACCUCUGAAUGUAUAAUACCUAGAGAAAAGCCUACAGCCCCUAGACGACGUAAACACUUUACACCAAUUGUAACAAAAACAAACAAAAAAAUUAAAAAAUCAAACAUAAUCACAACAAAUUCAAACAAGAUCAAUGGAAAUGCUUUGCGUUUCUUCUUACUAAGUCUUCUACCAGAACUGGAAACAAUGACUGAUGAACAAGUUAGAUUAUUUAAAAUUAAAGCUAUGUUGUUAAUUGAUGAAAUAAAAACAAACGAUACAGAGAUAAGGAAAAGUAUAAACAAUAUAAAUGAUACGAGACGCAUUCAAAAGCGAUUAAUUAAUUUGCUAUUGAAAAACGUCAAGAAAGAAUCACCUAAUUGAGAAGUUAUUCCAAUAAUUUUACUGUUAUUUAUAAGGAUUAUAUAUAAUUUUAUCUCAUUGCUUUGCAUACAUUACCUAAUUGCACAGAGUAAACACAUUUAUCUUUAUGUUGAGUGAAGAAUUACGUAUCCAAACUCUUUGGUGGACAAAGAUCAAGCAUUCUGCCAAAGAGAUCGCAUACAGGCCACAAAACCUUUGCCUUUUAUUGUAUAAAAUGUUUGGUUAAAAAAGAGAAUCACGCGGGAAAUCGACGAGUAAACACCAAGAUGUAGUAGUGAAGAGAACUUGAAGAAAUAUUUGUUGUAAAUAUGUAAAUAGUUUUAUCAUAGAGUUUUUAAUAAAGAAUAAG
Messenger RNA from Papilio machaon (common yellow swallowtail), 1211 nucleotides. RefSeq lists its product as uncharacterized. The transcript is spliced from 2 exons. The coding region runs from base 56 to 862 and encodes 268 amino acids. NCBI's taxonomy places the organism in Eukaryota, Metazoa, Arthropoda, Insecta, Lepidoptera, Papilionidae. The record is from RefSeq and is a predicted model, not a curated record. Gene Ontology annotation, biological process: regulation of transcription by RNA polymerase II. Gene Ontology annotation, cellular component: transcription regulator complex; nucleus. Gene Ontology annotation, molecular function: DNA binding.